Messenger RNA from Penicillium griseofulvum, 2223 nucleotides. RefSeq names its product Aromatic-ring-hydroxylating dioxygenase, alpha subunit. The transcript has 11 exons. The coding region runs from base 1 to 2223 and encodes 740 amino acids. The record is from RefSeq and is a predicted model, not a curated record. Lineage: Eukaryota; Fungi; Ascomycota; Eurotiomycetes; Eurotiales; Aspergillaceae. Gene Ontology annotation, molecular function: iron ion binding; 2 iron, 2 sulfur cluster binding.
AUGGAGCGGCGGGCGGUCUUUCUCAAGUCGUGGUACUUGCUCGGCCCAGUCAGUAGAUUCCAGGUCGUGGGCGAACAUGUUCCAUACGAAGUUGCGCAACAGCCCAUUUCUGCUGUUCGCAUUUCUGGAGAGGCUCUGAAUCCCGUGGCCGAGGAGCUGAAAGUUGUCUGCGCGAAAACGGGCAAGGAACUGCGCAGUCAUCUCACCCCGACCGGACUACUCUUUUCAACUAUUUCCGAUGAUGCUCCCGGCUUUCAUGAAUUCUUCCCAGAACUCGAAGAGCUGCUCGGUAAAGUUGAUUUCACUAAGCUCCCGCACCGCCGUAGCAUCAGCUAUGAAGGCCGAUUCAACUGGAAAACCAUGGUCGACGGAUAUCAAGAGUGUCUACAUUGCCAAUACACCCACCCGUCCUUUUCCAAAUACUAUCCUCCGACUUUCUAUACCGUGCGCAACAAGCACAAUUUCUCGCAGCAUAUCGCGGACCCGAACAAGUCAGAUGAUGGUCUUUUCCUGUACUUCUUUCCUAACUGCACACUGAAUGUCUACGGCGGUGGUAUGUCCUGCUUCAGAGUAUGUCCGACCGCUGACCCUCAUGUCACCCGGAUGGAAUUCGAUUACUUCCAUCUUGAAUCCGGAGACAAGUUCGAAGAAUAUUUUAAAUUCGUGCGUCAGGUUGCUAUGGAAGACUUUGAGCUCUGCGAGAAGGCCCAGAGCAAUCUAGCCAGGGGGGUCUAUCACGAGGGAAUUCUGAACCCAAAUAAGGAGAACGGCGUGUCUUACUACCAGAGACGAGUAUUUGAUAUGGUCUGCGAACAGCAUGAAUUUGAUCGGACCGGCAAGAUAGCCAAGGGGUCUGGAAUGGAGCAGCAUGUUGCGUCCUCGAUAGUUCAAAUGGCAGCGUACAGCAGCUUAUAUCUCAUGGAGUCUACCGAUGCGGAUUCUCUAGCCUCUCCUGCAUCCAUCCUCGUGGCUUUGGUGGCAAUUCUCUUUGUAUUCUACCGAACAUGGGCUCAUUUAUCCCAACCUAGAGCUGCCAAAGUUACUGGAUUUACUAAAGUAACUCCUCCAAACACCACAGACUUGACAGUAUCUAAAGAACCCGAGAUCCCAGAAGGAUGGUGGAAUAGCCGGGAAGUCUUUGAGCUCGAACGGCGUGCGCUCUUCAGCCAGACAUGGCUCUACCUUGCCCACAGCUCCCAGUUCUACAAACCCGGCUCAUAUCAAUCAUUCGAUGUUGCUGGGUUCCCAGUCUUUCUCAUCCGAGGCAAGGACGACAAGAUCCGCGCCUUUCAUAAUGUCUGUCGCCAUCGUGCCUAUACUAUUACAAGAAAAGAGACGGGUGCCUCGACUAUUCUUGGUUGUCGAUAUCAUGGCUGGAGCUAUGAUACCACUGGUCGACUGGUGAAAGCUCCUCAAUUUGAUGAUGUUCCUGGGUUUGAUAAGUCGAAGAACAGUUUGUUUGAGGUCCAUUCGUAUACCACUGAUCAAGGGUUAAUUUUUGUGAAUCUCAAUUCCGGUGAGCCCACUGCAUUUGACAGUGAGCUGGCUUUGACUUUGCGUGGAUUUGCACACAUAGCUGGCCUUGAAGCAAAAUCCACAUGGGUUGCUGGGCAGACUUUGUCAGGAGACUUCAAUUGGAAGAUCGGAGCACGACAUCGUCAGCUCGAUGUCUAUAUCAGUGGGCUACAUCGCACAAUGCGUAAAAUAUCAGGGCCCCCUCACAUCGUGAGGCUUGUCAAGUCUAUCACGCGGAAUAGCACCCGGGAAGAGUGCCUCUUAUUUCCUAUUACACUUAUGUAUUCAUUUGAUACAGGUUUAUUCUUUGCACUUUCCUUCUUUCCAAUCUCUGAGUCCAAGACAAAUACUCGCUACGAUCUUUUCGCCCGCUCUGCGGUCAGUGAACCAAAUAUUCGGCAAAUGUCCGAAACAUUGCAGAGCGCGACAAAGAAGUUGACUGAAGAGAUUGAGCUUGAAUAUCAAUCUAUCUCAGCCAGGAAAAAGUCUUCGGGCGAGUUUAAUAACACAGCCGAUACUCGUCGAAUAUUGAGCCGACUCCAGGAGCACACAAAGCUCGAACGGAUCGAAGGAGGUCAGAUCCUCCCGGCCAUGCACAAGCCAGAAGGGAGUACUCUAUUCCAGAAAGCGGACCAACUGUGCAAAGAGCUAGACUGCGUGAGUGGUAGAUCGCAGAACGGUACUUCACCAACCGCACUUGACUGGUAG